CAAACGUCAAGCUGUCAGAUUUGAUCAAUUCUAGAAACGUCGAAUCUUCAUUUUCCUCCGAUCCGAGGUAGAACCGCAGAUAAAAAAAAGGGAAAUAGCAACGCAGAGACUAAAUUUGGACCGCACUGCUUUAUUUGGUGCAAUUCUAUUGAUCUCUCCGUAACCGUAACAAAGUAUUUUCGGUGUUUAGCCUGUUUAGCCUGUUGGAAAGCGAACGCAACAUCAUCGUCAGGCAAGAAAGAUGUCGGAAAGCGACUGGGACACGGUGACCGUAUUGCGUAAAAAGGCACCGAAAGCGGCCACAUUAAAGACUGAAUCUGCCAUCAAUAAGGCACGUCGUCAGGGCAUACCGGUUGAAACGACACAGAAGUUCAACGCUGGAACCAACAAACAGCAUGUAGCGGCUAAAAAUACAGCCAAACUGGAUCGCGAAACCGACGAACUGCGUCACAAAACGGUUGCACCGUCCGUGGCCAAGCUCAUCAUGCAAGGCCGACAGGCAAAAGGACUGAGCCAGAAGGAUCUCGCUACGCAAAUUUGUGAAAAGCCACAAAUCGUUAACGAUUACGAGGCGGGUCGUGGCAUUCCAAACAAUUUGAUACUCGGCAAAAUCGAGCGUGUCAUCGGCAUAAAGCUGCGUGGCAAAGAAAUCGGCACACCGUUGGUGCCUCCCGGUAAGAAGUGAGAUGUCGGGAGGCAGUAAAAUUGCUCGUCUGCCGCGCGUGGUUCUUCUCAGUGCAUGAUGUACAGCAUGAAUACGGCGGGAGAGGUCACAUUUGAUAAUUUGUAAUGUUUAAGAGUUCGUGAAGUGGAGUCACCCCAUCUUUGCGACACCAGUACUGCAGGGAGACGUGCGAACCGACCGGUAAUCGAACCGGUCACGUCAGUCGAUAACUUACGGUGUGAAAGAGAGCAACAUCCGUACCGUAUGGCGCAACAUUCGAAAAUAAUACAUUGAUACCACAGCAUGCUGUUCCCCCGUUGCUCCAUCGCGUAUGGAGCGUGGUAAGAGCAAACGCAUUCUAUUUCCAUAACAAAAAGAACAGGAAAUAACAUACAUUUAAAGCAGCAUUUCAGAAGUAGUAUGCACGAUGGUUAACUAGCCUUUGCGGUGUGUAUGUUUAAAUGUCGCCAUUACACUCCUAAUACAUGGAUGUUACAUCUUUUCCACAUUUACAUGCAAGCAAAAUUUAAUUGGUACAAAUUUCUGCAGUUCAGGCAAUUGUGUUUUUAUAGAAUAAAAUGUCAUUCGGUGUUUUGUUAA
Anopheles moucheti is the source of this 1264-nucleotide messenger RNA. RefSeq names its product endothelial differentiation-related factor 1 homolog (gene mbf1). The record is from RefSeq and is a predicted model, not a curated record. The transcript is spliced from 3 exons. Gene Ontology annotation, molecular function: DNA binding. Gene Ontology annotation, cellular component: nucleus. NCBI's taxonomy places the organism in Eukaryota, Metazoa, Arthropoda, Insecta, Diptera, Culicidae. Bases 242 to 685 code for a protein of 147 amino acids.